This is a messenger RNA of Trichoderma citrinoviride, 1101 nucleotides long. RefSeq lists its product as hypothetical. Lineage: Eukaryota; Fungi; Ascomycota; Sordariomycetes; Hypocreales; Hypocreaceae. Gene Ontology annotation, molecular function: hydrolase activity, acting on acid anhydrides, in phosphorus-containing anhydrides. The transcript has 2 exons. Gene Ontology annotation, cellular component: mitochondrion. The coding region runs from base 1 to 1101 and encodes 366 amino acids. The record is from RefSeq and is a predicted model, not a curated record.
AUGGCGUCGAAAUCACCGACUUGGACGCGUCUCUACUCGUCGCCCGCGUCUCCCCAGAAGGAGGAGAAAGAGAAGGGCUCUGGCGCGACAAAGAAACCGAUUCCCGAGCCACGGCCGAGCUCUUCCAUUGUGCUGCUGUCUCCUACCAACGAGGUUCUUCUGCUGCAUCGAGUCAAGACGUCCACCUCAUUUGCAUCUGCGCACGUCUUUCCCGGGGGCAACUUGGACGCUUUUCACGACGGCGAUAUACCAGCUCCCGGAACAGAGGAUCGUCAUGUUGAUGGUCCGGCGUACAGGCUUGGCGCUAUUCGCGAGUGCUUUGAAGAGACGGGCAUUUUGCUUGCCUCGAAAGGCGGGCGUUUAGUUGAUUUGCCUCAGCAAGAGAGAGACGAGGCGAGGAAGAGGAUCCAUGGGAGCCAGAUCAAGUUUGCGGAUUGGUUGAAGGAGAUUGGCGCAGAAGCUGACCUGGAUGGACUCGUCCCUUUCACGAGAUGGGUAACUCCAGUCGGCGUCCCGAAGCGCUUCACCACUCAGAUGUACCUAUAUCUGCUCCCCAUUUCACGCACCGACGUGCCAUCCGAGAUGCUGGUUCCAACACCAGAUGGCGGCGUCGAGCACACCGAGGCUCUCUUCGCUCCUCCGCAGACGUUUCUCUCACGCGUUGCCGCCAAUGACAUCAUUCUCUUUCCGCCUCAGGUGUACAUCCUCUCGCUUCUCACAAAGUUCCUCAAGGGGCUGACGGCUUCAGUAGAAGAGGGUCCUCUUCACUAUACGAAGCAGCGCAGGGAGCUUCUCAGAUUCGUAAAGGCGAUUCCGACGGCGGAUACAGAAAAGGGUCGUGAACAUGCCACGGCCAGCAUUCCGUGGGCGGACAAGGUGAUGAGUCCGUACCACUUGUUCGUCAGGAAGAGCGAUAAGAGAGUUGUGCUUGGUCUGGAAAAGCCGGGGCCGGAGCUCAAGGACUCGGGGAGAGGAGGUGACUGGGAGAGGGUCGUGUUGGUGAGUUUCGGCAAGGCUGGGCCUUCUCGGGUGGAGGUUCGGCUGAGAGAGGAUGUGCUGAGGGAAGAGAAGGAGGCUGCCGCUGGAGAGUCAAAGCUGUGA